AUGAAAACAAAAUUCUACCGAUUACAAUUGACUGAGAAUGACACAGCAAUUAGACAAGAGUUGACUUGGAACCAAGAAAAUCAGACUUCUGAAGUUACCUUCAUCCUCUUGGGCUUCUCAGAAUAUCCAGACCUUCAGAUGCCCCUGUUCCUGGUGUUCCUGACCAUCUACACAGUCACUGUGCUGGGGAACCUGGGCAUGGUCAUGGUCAUCAGGAUCAGCCCGAAACUCCACACCCCCAUGUACUUUUUCCUCAGCCACUUGUCCUUUGUCGAUUUCUGUUAUUCCACCACAGUUACACCCAAACUGCUGGAGAACUUGGUUGUGGAAGACAGAACCAUCUGCUUCACAGCAUGCAUCAUGCAAUUCUUCUUUGCCUGCAUAUUUGUGGUGACAGAAACAUUCAUGUUUGCAGUGAUGGCCUAUGACCGAUAUGUGGCGGUGUGUAACCCUCUGCUCUACACAGUUGCAAUGUCCCGGAGGCUUUGCUCCUUUUUGGUGGCUACAUCAUACUCUUGGGGGAUAGUCUGUUCCCUGACUCUUACCUACUUUCUACUGGAAUUAUCCUUCAGAGGAAAUAAUAUCAUUAAUAACUUUGUCUGUGAGCACACUGCCAUUGUUGCUGUGUCCUGCUCUGACCCCUAUGUGAGCCAGGAGAUCAUUUUAGUUUCUGCCACAUUCAAUGAAGUAAGCAGCCUGGUGAUCAUUCUUUCUUCCUAUGCUUUCAUUUUUAUCACUGUCAUGAAGAUGCCUUCCACUGGGGGGCGCCAGAAAGCGUUCUCCACUUGUGCCUCUCACCUGACCGCCAUUACCAUUUUCCAUGGGACUAUUCUUUUUCUCUACUGUGUUCCUAACUCCAAAAGUUCAUGGCUCAUGGUCAAGGUGGCCUCUGUGUUUUACACAGUGGUCAUUCCCAUGAUGAACCCCUUGAUCUAUAGCCUCAGGAACAAACAUGUAAAAGAGACAGUUAGGAGGUUACUUAUUACCAAAUUAUCAUGUCUCGUAUUAUAA
Molecule: messenger RNA, 1011 nt
Organism: Rhinopithecus roxellana (golden snub-nosed monkey)
Lineage: Eukaryota; Metazoa; Chordata; Mammalia; Primates; Cercopithecidae
Product: olfactory receptor 5D13-like
Exons: 2
Coding region: 1-1011 (336 amino acids)
Biological process (GO): G protein-coupled receptor signaling pathway; sensory perception of smell
Cellular component (GO): membrane
Molecular function (GO): odorant binding; olfactory receptor activity; G protein-coupled receptor activity
Source: RefSeq, a predicted model, not a curated record